This is a messenger RNA of Cladophialophora psammophila CBS 110553, 987 nucleotides long. Its product is annotated as protein transporter sec13. NCBI's taxonomy places the organism in Eukaryota, Fungi, Ascomycota, Eurotiomycetes, Chaetothyriales, Herpotrichiellaceae. The record is from RefSeq and is a predicted model, not a curated record. Gene Ontology annotation, cellular component: COPII vesicle coat; nuclear pore outer ring. Gene Ontology annotation, molecular function: structural molecule activity; protein binding. The coding region runs from base 1 to 987 and encodes 328 amino acids. Gene Ontology annotation, biological process: COPII-coated vesicle budding; positive regulation of TOR signaling; protein import into nucleus. The transcript is spliced from 3 exons.
AUGGCUGACCUCACAACGCGAAAACAGGCACAAGUCAUUGCGAACUCGGGCCACGAUGAUAUGAUCCACGAUGCAGUCCUCGAUUACUAUGGCCGACGACUAGCAACAUGUUCGAGCGACAAGACAAUCAAGAUCUUUGAAAUCGAAGGCGAUCAGCACCGGUUAACAGAGACACUGAAAGGCCACGAAGGCGCCGUUUGGUGCGUCUCAUGGGCCCAUCCCAAGUUCGGCACCUUACUCGCCUCCUCCUCCUACGAUGGCCGCGUGCACAUCUACCGUGAAACCCCCUCACAGCAGGCUCAACCGGGUCAACAAUCACAGUCCUCAUGGACCCAGGUAUUUACGAGCACAUUCCACACCGCCUCGGUCAACAUGGUCUCCUGGUCACCCCCUGACCUUGGCUGUCUGUUGGCAUGCGCAUCCUCCGACGGCAACGUCUCCGUGCUCGAGUUCCGAGAUAACCAGUGGGGCCACAUCAUCUUCGGUGCGCACCCCAUGGGCGUGAAUGCGGUGAGUUGGGCGCCCUCCGCCGUUCCAGGCGCGAUCACACGAAAAGACUCUGGCAACGCGGGAAGCGGAGGCCUGGUCAAGCGGUUCGUCACAGGCGGAAGCGAUAAUAGCGUUAAGCUAUGGGAAUUCAACCCGCAGACCAAUACCUACGAUAACAUGUUGGUGUUGCCGAACGGACACACCGACUGGGUCCGCGACGUCGCUUGGUCACCCACCCUGCUCAGCAAGUCGUACAUCGCCAGCGCGAGCCAAGACAAGACCGUCAAGAUUUGGACCUGCACAAACAUGGGCUCGGGCGCGGGCAAUGUGGGCGACUGGACGCUGGCGAAGACGCUGGACUUUGACGCCGUCACCUGGCGCGUGAGCUGGAGUCUCAGCGGGAACGUCCUUGCAGUGUCGGGAGGCGACAAUAAAGUGACGCUGUGGAAGGAGGACUUGAAAGGGAAUUGGGAGAUGGUCAGGGAGGUUACGGAGUAG